AUGGCUUUCAUCGGAGAGGCUCUUAUCUCUGCUUCCGUCUGGUUGUUCUGUGACAGAAUUACUUCACGCGAGUUCUUUGACUUAUUUCGGCAGAAGAAACUCUACGAACCACUCCUCAUGAACCUGAAGACGACACUGUUGAAUUUGUUCGUUGUGCUCAAUGAUGCAGAGGAGAAGCUGUAG
Messenger RNA from Prunus armeniaca (apricot), 183 nucleotides. The record is from the annotation of a GenBank genome assembly. Lineage: Eukaryota; Viridiplantae; Streptophyta; Magnoliopsida; Rosales; Rosaceae.